AUCGAAAUAAAAUAAAAUUUGAAAAUGUUUGAAACAAACAUAAAAACUGCCACACAAUAUUUGUGUAUUUCCGUUUUACUACUUGCCACAUUCAGCAUUUCCCCAGCGUCCUGCCAUGUUUUGGAUAGCCUGCAUUUCAAUGAAUUGUACACUGCCGGUCCGGAUGAUUCCGUCUUAAGUCUGCCCUAUGGUGAUAGUGAAUUCCUCGUCUGGCAUUUGGACAAUCCAAUUAGCUUUUAUAGUGAAAAAUAUGAUCAAUUAUUUAUCAAUACCAAUGGCAUAUUGACAUUUAAUAUUGAAUUUCCCGAAUAUAUCAAUCAACCAUUUCCCUUUGAGUAUCCCUCAAUAGCUGGUUUCUAUUCGAAUGUGGAUACCACGGAGGCAAAUGAAACAACCUCGAUAUCGAUUUUCAGUUCUCAAGAUCCCGAGCAAUUGCAAAAAGUUAGUGAAUUGGUGCGUUAUGCUUACAAUGAAAAAUCGGAUUUUGAGGCCACCGAUUUGAUUGUGGCCACAUGGAAGAAUGUCGGAUACUUUGAGGGUAAAAAUGAUAUGCAAAAUACUUUCCAGGUUGCCCUCAUUGUCGAUGAUGAAGAUACCUUUGUCCAAUUCCUAUAUCCUGAGGGUGGUUUGAAUUGGUUGCAGGCCGAAAAUGGACCAUUGGGCUUGCCUGAUAUCAGAGCCCAGGCUGGUUUUGUGGCCGAGGAUGGUCGUUACUUUAAUUUGGACGGCUCAGGAACAGAGAACGCCCGUUUCUUAUCUGACAAAUCCAAUGUCGGCAUUGCUGGUGUCUGGUUGUACCGUGCCGGUCCCACCGACUACGAACAAAAUGUCCAAGCUCCCACCAAUGAAGAAACCUUUACUGAAUCCCCUACCGUGGCCCAAACCUGUGCCGAGGCUGGCCAAAGGGUAUGCAACAAGAACGCCAUGUGUGUCGAUAAGGAAGAAGGUUACUGCUGUCUUUGCGAUUCGGGAUACUAUGGCAAUGGAGCCGUAUGCAUUAAAGACGAUUUACCUGUACGUGUCACUGGCUCCCUUACCGGUGAACUUAAUGGUGAAAUGAUUAACGAUGGCUCCAAAUUGCAAUCAUAUGUGGUGACAGCUGAUGGCCGUAGUUACACAGCCGUUACCCCCAUCACCACCGAAUUGGGUUCGAAUUUGCGAUUGGCCUUGCCUUUGGUUACCUCCAUUGGUUGGUUAUUCGCCAAACCAUUGAACCACACCUUGAACGGUUACCAAUUGACCGGGGGUGAAUUUGUCCACACCUCGAAGUUAAGUUUUGAAAGUGGCGAAGUUCUGAUCAUCAACCAAACCUAUGAGGGUUUGAACUACUGGGAUCAAUUGUCGUUGAAAAUCGAUAUUCACGGUCAAGUUCCCAAGUUGGAUCACAAUCUGAAAUUGCACAUGGCUGAAUUCACCGAGGAAUAUGAAUUUGUGUCCGCCAAUGAAUUGCAUUCCAUUCAGGCCCAUGUCAUUGAAGUGCCCGAAGAAAAUCGUGUUAUUAACUUCCAAUUGGAACAGAACAUCUACUUCGAACGUUGUGUGGCUGAUGAGGAGGUCAAGCAUGCUAUUGCCGGUACCACAUAUUUCCAAAAGAUUUCGAAAAUUAUGUUGGACUUCUUUGAGCGCGAUCAGGCUUUGCGUACCAGUAUCUUGACCUCCGUGGGUGUCAGCGCCAUCUCCAAUGCCUGUACCGAUGGCACUGCCAUCUGUGGUGAUAACAUGGUCUGUAUUCCCUAUGAGGACACCUACCGCUGUGAUUGUAUCCAUGGUUAUGGACCACAAGUAAAUGAUGCUGGCCAAGAGGUGUGUGUCGAUAUCGAUGAGUGUGCCUUGGGUACCCAUGUGUGCGACGAACAUGCCGUUUGUUCCAACACUGAGGGAGGUUUCGCCUGUGUUUGCUUCGAAGGUUAUGAAGGCAAUGGUUAUCGCUGCCUCAACAAUGAUACCGUGGCCGAUAACAUUGAGUCCCCAGUUGGUGGACAAAAUUUCGGUACCAUUGUCCAGGUUGUACCGCCACAACAACAGGAAUAUGAAGACCAUACCGAACAUGUUGAAACUGAGACCGAACAAGUAAUUAAUGUGCAACCAUUCCCCUUGCCAGUGCCAACCUCCAGUACACCAUUGCCGGUUUAUAAUCACUAUGAUGAUUGCUUCCACUGUUCCCCCUAUGCCGAUUGCCUGGAAAGCAGAUGUAUUUGUCGUGAAGGUUUCAGCGGUGACGGCUUCUAUUGUGCCAGCAACUGUGAUCUCGAUGAAGUCUGGGAAAAUGGCAAGUGUGUUAAGCUAUCCUAUGAAGAACCUGAUAUUGAACCUAGAUGCAAUUUCUUCGGCGACUGUAACUGUGAUGAUGGCUAUGAACUUAUGGAGGACAUACAAAUGUGCCGCUGGGUGGGCCAGUAUAAUGGUGAAUCGAAACAUGAGGAUUUGGUUCCCUGCGAUGUCGAAUUCAAUUGCCAUCCCAAUGCCACCUGCGAAUGGUAUGAAUUGGAAUUGAGACAUAUGUGUACCUGCAAAUCAGGAUAUUAUGGUGAUGGUUACACCUGUGCCAUUAUUGAUGAGUCCUGUGCUGUGAAACCCGAAAUCUGCGACCCACAAGCCGAAUGCAAUUACAAUGAAGCCUUGGGCCGUUCCGAAUGUCAAUGUAAACGUGGCUAUGAGGGUGAUGGUUUCCGUUGUGCGUUGGCUCCUGAAUGUUUGGAAGAUUUGGAUUGCGGUCUGAAUGCCUAUUGUGAUAAUGAUGUGUGCCAAUGCUUGAAGGGCUACGAGCGUGAUAUGUCCGAUAUGUGUGUCCUGGCUGGUAGCUGUGGAGCGGUGUUCUGUGGUGCCAAUGCCAUAUGCAAAUUGGAUCAUGUUCAAAAUGUCAAAUAUUGCGAUUGUAUGGACGGUUAUGAGGGUGAUGCGGCUAUUGGAUGCAAGGCCAAACCGGUGCCAUGUAAUGUCCAGUAUAAUUGUGGUGCACAUGCUAGCUGUGAACCGACUGAGGACCCUGCCUACUAUGAGUGCCAAUGCCAUGCCGGUUACAAUGGUGAUGGUUAUGUCUGUAUUGAGGAUCAGAACUGUUUGAACACUCCUCAGCUGUGUGACAUGAAUGCCCAAUGUUUGUCCACCAACAAUGGGUUGGUGUGCGUCUGCAACAAGGGUUUCUAUGGCAAUGGCUCCUUGUGUAUGGAACGUAAACAACAUGAUUCCGGUUUCCUGUUGGUAUCCCAAGGUGUGGUCAUCGUGCGCGUACCCUUGAAUGGUAAAAAUGUAAGACCGAUUUCGGUGGCCUCCAUGGCUAUUGGCUUGGAUAAGGAUUGCGUAGAGGGUCGCAUUUAUUGGGGCGAUAUUUCUGCGAAGAAAAUUGUCAGUGCCAAAUAUGAUGGCAGUGAUGUAAAGACAUUUAUUGGUGAAGAUAUUGAAUCUCCUGAAGGUAUUGCUAUUGAUGCCAUAUCCCGUCGUAUUUAUUGGACCGAUUCCGUUAAGGAUACCAUUGAAGUGGCCAGCUUGGAAGAUCCCAGUUUGAGGGCGGUAUUGAUCAACAAGAAUUUGGUUAAUCCCAGAGGCAUUGCCAUUGAUCCCUACAGAGAGAGAUUAUAUUGGUCCGAUUGGAACCGUGAGUCACCCAAAAUUGAAAUGUCCGAUUUGGAUGGUACUGGACGUGAAUUGUUAUUGGGUAAAGAAGGUGUUACCUUGCCUAACUCUUUGGUGGUUUUGGAACGUUCUGGUGAAUUGUGCUUUGCUGAUGCCGGUACCAAAAAGGUGGAAUGUAUUGAUCCCUAUGGCAAACAGAUUAGGACUAUUUCCAAUGAAUUGACCUAUCCCUUCGGUUUGGUAUAUACCCAGGAUCAAUUCUAUUGGACCGAUUGGACAACUAAAAAACUCGAAAGUGUUGACAUUUUUGGCAAUCGCCAAAAAGGCCUACAAAUUCCCUUCUUUGGCAGCCACAAAAUGUAUGCCAUGACCUCAGUGGAGGAUACCUGCUCCCAAAUGGAUAGCCCCUGUCAAAUCAACAAUGGUGGCUGCUCGGAUGGCCGCCUGUGUUUGGUCAAUCGUAAGGCCCCCUCGGGUAAAAGUUGUAAAUGUACAGCCCAAUCGAAGCUGUGCAAUGUCCCCAAUCCCUUUACCAACCUCUAAAGAGUACU
Musca vetustissima is the source of this 4124-nucleotide messenger RNA. RefSeq names its product nidogen-like. The record is from RefSeq and is a predicted model, not a curated record. The transcript is spliced from 12 exons. The coding region runs from base 25 to 4116 and encodes 1363 amino acids. NCBI's taxonomy places the organism in Eukaryota, Metazoa, Arthropoda, Insecta, Diptera, Muscidae. Gene Ontology annotation, biological process: cell-matrix adhesion. Gene Ontology annotation, molecular function: calcium ion binding.